Molecule: messenger RNA, 1654 nt
Organism: Zalophus californianus (California sea lion)
Lineage: Eukaryota; Metazoa; Chordata; Mammalia; Carnivora; Otariidae
Gene: FOXI3
Product: forkhead box I3
Exons: 2
Coding region: 1-1275 (424 amino acids)
Biological process (GO): cell differentiation; anatomical structure morphogenesis; regulation of transcription by RNA polymerase II
Molecular function (GO): RNA polymerase II cis-regulatory region sequence-specific DNA binding; DNA-binding transcription factor activity, RNA polymerase II-specific
Source: RefSeq, a predicted model, not a curated record
AUGGCUCUCUACUGCGGCGACAACUUCGGCGUGUACUCGCAGCCCGGCCUGCCCCCGCCCGCCGCCGCCGCCGCCGCCCCGGGCGCCCCCCCGGCCGCCAGGGCGCCCUACGGGCUGGCAGACUACGCCGCGCCGCCCGCCGCCGCCGCCAAUCCCUACCUGUGGCUCAACGGGCCGGGAGUGAGCGGCCCGCCCGCCGCCGCCGCCGCCGCCGCCGCCGCAGCUGCCUACCUGGGCGCCCCGCCGCCGCCGCCGCCACCGCCCCCCGGGGGCGCCGCCGGGCCCUUCUUGCAGCCGCCCCCCGCCGCCGGCACCUUCGGCUGCGCUCAGCGGGCCUUCGCGCAGCCCGCGCCCGCAGCGCCCGCCUCGCCCGCGGGGCCCGCCGCGCCGGGCGAGCUGGGCUGGCUGUCCAUGGCCAGCCGCGAGGACCUGAUGAAGAUGGUGCGGCCACCCUACUCGUACUCGGCGCUCAUUGCCAUGGCCAUUCAGAGCGCGCCCGAGCGCAAGCUCACGCUCAGUCACAUCUACCAGUUCGUGGCCGACAGCUUCCCCUUCUACCAGCGCAGCAAGGCCGGCUGGCAGAACUCCAUCCGCCACAACCUGUCGCUCAACGACUGCUUCAAGAAGGUGCCCCGCGACGAGGACGACCCAGGGAAAGGGAAUUACUGGACCCUGGAUCCGAACUGUGAGAAAAUGUUUGACAACGGGAACUUCCGUCGGAAGCGGAAGCGCCGCUCCGAAGCCAGCGGCCCCUCCACGGUGGCUUCAGGGACCACAAAAUCGGAAGAAGGGCUCGCCUCCGGAUUGGGGUCGGGCGUGGGCGCGAAGCCCGAAGGAGACAGCCCCUCCGCGUUGCUAAGGCCGUCCCAGUCCCCCGAGCCUCCCGAGGGCACCAAGAGUACUGCGUCGUCCCCGGGAGGAUCCCUGCUCACCUCUGCCCCUUGCCUCAACACCUUCUUCAGCAGCCUGAGCACCCUGAGUGUCAGCAGCAGUGGGAGCGCCCCGCGGGCUGUCCCCGGCAGCCGCCACCUAGGGAUCCAGGGGGCGCCCCUAGCCUCCAGCAGCACGUUCCCCGCCAGCUCCAUCCCCGAAGCCCCGCCAGACAGCUUGCAGCUGAGUCACAGCGCUAGCAACGGCAGCAGCCAGAGGUCUUCCUACUACAGCCCCUUCCCCGCCAGCACCGGAGGGGGUCAGAGCAGCCCGUUCAGCAGCUCCUUCUACAACUUCAGCAUGGUCAACAGCCUCAUCUACCCCCGCGAGGGCUCCGAGGUCUAGGACAGCCGCCCCUCGGAGUUGAAUAUGCACACCUGAGAUCUUGUGAAAUGCUGAUUUCCAGGCCGUAGGUCUGGGGCAGCAGGUGGCAUUCUGCAUUCCUCCGGAGUCCCAGGUGUUCCUGUGGCCCGAUGGGAAUAGUAGAGAACUCUUCCUACAGCCCUGCAAGCUUUUACAGGUUUCCCUGGCGAGAAAGCCACCUCACUCUGUUCGGGGCAGUGCCUGUGAGGGCAGGGACCAUGUCUGUUUUGUCCGUCACUGUACAGCAGGGUUCUGAGCUCAGAUGUGUCGAAGGGCCAGCCAAAAAAACAAAAGAAUGAAGUUGGUCAGGUAGCAAACAAGGCAGCGGUUGACCAUUGAAGCAGGUAAGGGAGUGUUUGGG